GUGUCUGCUGAAUGCACCCACUGUCACGGUCACGGGGAUUAAUAUGAAGUUGGCACUAGUUGGCUGUUGGCAGCAAUAUGGUGGUUUGUUUUCAUUACAUUUAAAGAAGAAUUUUUAACAAAUAACAAGCAAAUAACAAAUACAAUCAUUUAACCCCAAGUUAUAACUUGUUUACUUGUUUUUAAUACUGUGAUUUAACUUUCUGUUUUAAAAUGGGCGAAGAAAAUGACGAGAAGGAAGAACCAAAGCCAAUUAUUAUUAGGAAUUCAACAGAUCUUCAACGAUUAAAAUUGGAGAAAUUAAUGAAAAAUCCUGAAAAACCUGUAAUAAUACCUGAAAGACCCAAAGAUAAAGGAGUGCCGAAUGUACCUGAUUUUGUACGGAACGUCAUGGGUUCCAGUGCAGGGGCUGGAUCUGGAGAAUUUCAUGUUUACAGACAUCUUAGAAGAAAAGAAUAUGCUAGGCAGAAGUUUAUGCAAGAAAAGGCAGAAAAGGAACAAUUAGACGAUGAGUAUCACCAAAAACUAGAAGAAAAUAAAAAGCAGGCUGAAGAGCGCACAGAGAAGAAGAGAUUAAAAAGGCUGAAGAAAAAGAAAGCUAAGAAGAGAAAACCCAAUAAGGUUCAAGCAAAAGAAGUCAAGGAAUCUUCAUCUGAAGAUAGUGAAAAGUCAGAAGAGGAGGACACUUCAGAGGCUCCUCCAGAAAUGAGUGUAUAGUAGAUCAAAGUGUAAAAACAAAACUAUAAUAUGAACAAUCAAUAUAUUCUCUGGAACAGAUUUUUAAGAAUUUUCUUUAGAAGUUCAGAAAAUGAAUCAUAGUUGGAUUACCAAAUAUUAAAGACUUAUUUUCUAAAGAAUUUUCAUAUGUAUGCAUUGCAUGUGUAUAUCUAAAUAUUUAUAUUUGGAUUGUUGUAUUGAUUGAUUAAACAUGUACUAUAAUACUACAAUGUACAACAAAGAAUAUUAUGGGGAACCUUAUACAUAAAUAUUUUAUACAGAUCUA
Molecule: messenger RNA, 1002 nt
Organism: Diabrotica virgifera virgifera (western corn rootworm)
Lineage: Eukaryota; Metazoa; Arthropoda; Insecta; Coleoptera; Chrysomelidae
Product: PRKR-interacting protein 1 homolog
Exons: 3
Coding region: 213-716 (167 amino acids)
Biological process (GO): negative regulation of protein kinase activity
Cellular component (GO): nucleolus
Molecular function (GO): protein kinase binding; protein kinase inhibitor activity; double-stranded RNA binding
Source: RefSeq, a predicted model, not a curated record